Molecule: messenger RNA, 2021 nt
Organism: Aspergillus fijiensis CBS 313.89
Lineage: Eukaryota; Fungi; Ascomycota; Eurotiomycetes; Eurotiales; Aspergillaceae
Exons: 3
Coding region: 40-1947 (635 amino acids)
Source: RefSeq, a predicted model, not a curated record
UUCCAUUUCAUCCUUAUUGCCAACCUUCAAUUCACAUCAAUGCCUCCCAAACUACGCGGCUCGCUCACAGCGAGCCUUGCGCACGCGGGUCGAGACUCCGUCACAGUCUUUUACUGUCCCUCCUGCUCUACCUGGCGCCGAAACACCAAAACCGCCCUCACUCUUGCGCGUCGUGCCAACAGCACCAUCGGCGUUGCUUCCUCCAACUCAUCACAGCAAUCACAGCCCCUAGAUUUCCGACCUCACACUCAUCCGAUACCCUCCACACCUGCUCCGCGACCCCUCAAUAACACCGUUCCUGUCGUUCAUGCCGGUGGCCGCAACAUCCCCCCACGGCUGAAAAGUCUCCACACGACGCUCGACCAGCUCAAAGAUGUUGCGCCCGAGCAAGUCAAUCUUAGUCGGUUGCAGUUGGCAAUGAGGGGCCUGGAGUCGGAGACCCCUGUGAUUCGUGUUGCUGUGCUGGGCUUGAACGAUGCCAGUGCGGCGCGCAGACUGGUGAAACUGCUGCUGGCAGACCCCCUGAACGGAAAGGAAAGCUGGGAGGACUUGCUGGAGGAAAUGGGUGCGGGGGCGGGAGGUUUGGAGAGAGGACUCUUGAUCCGUUACGGUCCAGUUUCGCAGAGCAUACCCAAUGAUCUUCUCCCGACCAUCUCGAUCCCCUCGCCGAUCCUGAAGAAAGGCAACCUGGAGAUCCUGAUCACCGGCCUGGGCGCGGAUACCCGUGCGAAUACCAAGUUCACAGCCGAUACAUUCCUGGUGCCGACGGUGACGAUCCAGACCUCGCAUUCGGGCCGGCAUAAUAUGGUGCGGUACCCGGUGCACCGGAGCAUUGUGUGCGGCAGCGGCGUCGAUGGAUUCUUGGCUUACAGCGGGCUGAUGGCCCGCUCGGAUCUCAAGAACGAGGCGGGGUCGGUCUACGGCGCGAUCGAGCUGCCGGUGACCAACCCGGAGAAGUACAACAAUGGACGGGUCGCGUUUGUGGACAUCGACAAGGCGGACGAGGCGUUGGCCAGGUUCCGUGAGUCGGUGCAGAACGCCUCGCUCUACGAACGCGGGUGGAACAGCAGUGGUGUGCAGCCCGUGGUUGAUUGGCUGACUGCGCUACGGGCGGAGGCGGGCAGCACGCUGGAUCCCUCGCUGCGCAGCCUGAUCACGUCGCUACUGGAUGCGGCAGAGGCUGGUGUCGUCGCGGAGGAGACACAGAGGAUCCAGGAGCAAGAACUGGGCUUGGUGCCAGUGGAGGUGAGGGAUGGGUUGGAUCGUUCCGUGUCGGAGUGGGCGGAAAAGGCGCACACGGAGCUCCGCGGCGCACUGGAAGAAGGGUUCGCCAGCAAGCCAUGGAAGGGUCUUGCGUGGUGGAAGCUCUUCUGGCGCGUGGAUGACGUGGGCAUGAUUACCGGGGAGAUCCUGGAUCGCAAAUUUCUGCGUCAGGCUGAGAGGGAGGUCAUCUGGACGGCUGGCCGGUUCCAGCAGGCCGGACUGGUGGAGACCACUCCGGGGUCCAGUCCAACAGAAGAACCAUCGUGGCCGACUCAGAUAUCCACACGACGGACCAAGCUGGUCGAAACGACGGCGCCGGCACUGCAGGCGUUGGCUCAGCGACUCGUGCUGUUCAGCAUGUCCACAACCACUCUAUCCUCGGCGCUGUCGAUCCUGACCUAUCUCUCUUGGCCUGCCGCGUCUGUGUACGAGACCUGCACGAUGGCAGCGGUUGGUCUGAUAUACUCGCUGCGCCGCCAGCAGCGCAAGUGGGAAAGCGCGCGGACCUGGUUCGAGAACGAGGCCCGCGAGGACGGUCGCACGGCUCUGCUCGAGACGGAGGACCAACUCCGUGGCAUUGUGCAGCGAGGCGGACGCCCCGUGGAGGAGGAGGUCCCGAUGUCUCCCCUUGAGACUCGACAGGCCAUCGAUCGAGCGCGCAAAGCUCUCGAGGAGGUCGACUAGAUACACCCUAGACUUUUCACCCUGUAUGUACUGUACCACUAUGAAGCAACAAAAAUGAAUAUCGUACAACAUCC